AUGCACCCAUCUCUUCUCCUCGCGCUCCCUGCCUUGGCAGCAGGCAUGCCCUCCGCCUUAUCCCGCCGAGCAACGUCAGCAGAGCCGACGUCAACCUACUGCGGCGCGCCCAACGCCUACGAAGUCAUCUCAGGAACGCCCUGGAUCGUGUUCUCGAUGAACUACAACUACCAGGACAUCAGCGGCUCCUGCUGCACGGGCUACUACGACGUCUCGGGGUCCGGCGACGUCCAGACCAUCCACUGGAGCAGCAUCUGGGACAUCGACCCGGACGUCGACGCCAACGUCGUCAAGGGCUACUCGUUCGUGGGUUUGACGCAGAACCUCGAGACGCGGUUGAGCGAUAUCGCGAGCAUCCCGAGCACGUACAACUGGAGCGUGGACAACUCUACUGCGUAUAAAGGCAACGUAGUCUACGACUUCAUGACCUCGGACACGCAAGGCGACAGCACCUCCAGCGCAGCGCAGGAGCUGAUGCUCUGGCUGCACUACGAGGGCGGGCAGACGCCCCUGGGCUACAACGACGGCGUCGUCGCCACCAUCGACAACCUCUACGGCAAGGACGGCUGGCAGCUGUACCAGGGCCUCAACACCGGCACGGGCAUCAUGGUGUCGUCGCUGCUGGCGCCCGCCGCCGAUCAGUUUGAUGGUGUCUUCGAGGGCAACGUUAGGGACUGGCUGCUCGCGCUCGUCGACCAGGGCUUGUUUGCGGAGACUACUUAUGUCAAUGUGGGCAAUGCGGGCAUGGAGCCGUUUUGGGGCACCGUCACUUUUGAUAGUACGCUGGGGUUGCGGAUUGAUGUUUGA
Anthostomella pinea is the source of this 807-nucleotide messenger RNA. Lineage: Eukaryota; Fungi; Ascomycota; Sordariomycetes; Xylariales; Xylariaceae. The record is from the annotation of a GenBank genome assembly.